GCCGCAGGUUCUCUUACAUCGACCGCCUAAGAGUCGCGCUGUAAGAAGCAGCAACCUCUCCUCUUCCUCUCCGCCAUCCGCUCGGCAGCCUCAAAGCAGCAGCCAUGCGUGAGUGCAUCUCCAUCCAUGUUGGCCAGGCUGGUGUCCAGAUCGGCAAUGCCUGCUGGGAGCUCUACUGCCUGGAACACGGCAUCCAGCCCGAUGGCCAGAUGCCAAGUGACAAGACCAUUGGCGGGGGAGAUGACUCCUUCAACACCUUCUUCAGUGAGACAGGCGCUGGCAAGCAUGUGCCCAGGGCAGUGUUUGUAGACCUGGAACCCACAGUCAUUGAUGAAGUUCGCACUGGUACCUACCGCCAGCUCUUCCACCCUGAGCAGCUGAUCACAGGCAAGGAAGAUGCUGCCAAUAACUAUGCCCGUGGACACUACACCAUUGGCAAGGAGAUCAUUGACCUCGUCCUGGACCGAAUUCGGAAAUUGGCUGACCAGUGCACCGGCCUUCAGGGCUUCUUGGUUUUCCACAGCUUUGGUGGGGGAACUGGUUCUGGGUUCACCUCUCUGCUGAUGGAACGUCUCUCCGUCGAUUAUGGCAAGAAGUCCAAGCUGGAGUUCUCCAUUUACCCAGCCCCCCAGGUCUCCACAGCUGUAGUUGAGCCCUACAACUCCAUCCUCACCACCCACACCACCCUGGAGCACUCUGAUUGUGCCUUCAUGGUUGACAACGAGGCCAUCUAUGACAUCUGUCGUAGAAACCUCGAUAUUGAGCGCCCAACCUACACUAACUUGAAUAGGUUGAUAGGUCAAAUUGUGUCCUCCAUCACUGCAUCCCUUAGGUUUGAUGGGGCCCUGAAUGUUGAUCUGACUGAAUUCCAGACCAACCUGGUGCCCUAUCCUCGCAUCCACUUCCCGCUGGCCACAUACGCCCCUGUCAUCUCUGCUGAGAAAGCCUACCAUGAACAGCUUUCUGUAGCAGAAAUCACCAAUGCGUGCUUUGAGCCAGCCAACCAGAUGGUGAAAUGUGACCCUCGCCAUGGUAAAUACAUGGCUUGCUGCCUUUUGUACCGUGGUGAUGUGGUCCCCAAAGAUGUCAAUGCUGCCAUUGCCACCAUCAAGACCAAGCGUACCAUCCAGUUUGUGGACUGGUGCCCCACUGGCUUCAAAGUUGGCAUUAAUUACCAGCCUCCCACUGUGGUCCCUGGUGGAGACCUGGCCAAAGUACAGCGAGCUGUGUGCAUGCUGAGCAACACCACAGCUAUUGCUGAGGCCUGGGCUCGCCUGGACCACAAGUUUGACCUGAUGUAUGCCAAGCGUGCCUUUGUCCACUGGUAUGUGGGUGAGGGCAUGGAGGAGGGAGAGUUUUCUGAGGCCCGUGAGGACAUGGCUGCCCUUGAGAAGGAUUAUGAGGAAGUUGGUGUGGAUUCUGUUGAAGGAGAGGGUGAGGAAGAAGGAGAGGAAUACUAAAUUUAAAAUGUCACAAUGGUGCUGCUUUUACAGGGAAACUUAUUCUGUUUUAAACAUUGAAAAGUUCUGGUCUGAUCAGUUCAUCUGUAUGUAGAGCAGUGUAAACUCUCAUACAAUUACUGGCCUAUGCUUUAAAACAAUGCUUUGUUACAGAUCCAAAUUGUCAAUUUCUCUGAUGGGUUUGAAUAAAGUAUUCCCUGUCUUAAAUGA
Eptesicus fuscus (big brown bat) is the source of this 1670-nucleotide messenger RNA. Its product is annotated as tubulin alpha-1A chain. Gene Ontology annotation, cellular component: microtubule; cytoplasm. The transcript is spliced from 4 exons. NCBI's taxonomy places the organism in Eukaryota, Metazoa, Chordata, Mammalia, Chiroptera, Vespertilionidae. The coding region runs from base 105 to 1460 and encodes 451 amino acids. Gene Ontology annotation, biological process: microtubule cytoskeleton organization; mitotic cell cycle. Gene Ontology annotation, molecular function: structural constituent of cytoskeleton; GTP binding. The record is from RefSeq and is a predicted model, not a curated record.